Messenger RNA from Colias croceus (clouded yellow), 3475 nucleotides. RefSeq lists its product as uncharacterized. The transcript has a single exon. The record is from RefSeq and is a predicted model, not a curated record. Bases 409 to 3366 code for a protein of 985 amino acids. Gene Ontology annotation, molecular function: catalytic activity. Lineage: Eukaryota; Metazoa; Arthropoda; Insecta; Lepidoptera; Pieridae.
UUGAGCAGCCGUUAUCGAGUACGCAUGCACUGAGACGGAACGCAAAGGUGAGUGGCCUCACAGCUGUCGGUGAAUCACGCGCUAUUCUAUUGAAUUCAAACCAAUGCGAUGCGCGAGCUUCGUUCGCUGAUAUUGUGCGUUCUGAAGGAUUAAGUAACGUAAAUAUGGAUUCCAACUGGACUAUUGUUCAAAAGAAAAAUAAAAAUAGAAACAGAUUUAUUGGUCAAAAAGGAAAAGCUUUAACUAAUGCGGAGAGUAAAUUCAAGGCCGCCGAAGUAAAAAUUCCUUUAUUUAUAAAUAAUGUUGAUAAGGCUACCUCGCUUUUAGACAUAUCAAACUAUAUUAAGGAUAAAACGCAAGUGGAUGUAAACAUUGAAGCAAUAAAAAUGAAACAGGAAAAGGAAUAUAAUGCUUAUAAAGUAUUUGUGCCUAGGCACAAACUGGAGCUAUUUUUGGAUAAUACUCUAUGGCCCGAAGGUAUUUCUUUUCGUCGUUUUGUACACUUCAGACGCAGACUGCAUGAUACAGAUAAGUUAUAUAAUAAGAACCAAAAUGGCCAACAAUAGUGCACCAAGACUACAAUGUAAAUUUAUUACUUUUAACUGUAAGUCGGCUAUACGUUCUGUGGAUUAUAUUAGGCAAUUAUGCCAACAGGCCGACAUACUAGCUCUGCAGGAAACGUGGCUAUUUCCGCAUGACUUGCAGUUCCUGGGGAGUAUAAACCGCGACUACGGGUUUACGGGAACGUCGGCUGUAGAUACCUCGGCUGGUAUCAUAAGAGGAAGGCCUCACGGCGGAGUGGGGUUAUUGUGGCGUAAAAGUGCGUUUAAGGCAGUGUCUGUAAUUCAGUGCAAUAGUGUGCGGCUAGCCGCAAUAAGUGUUCAGGUGUAUGACAGGUCAUUUCUAGUUUUUUCAGUGUAUAUGCCCGUUGAUAACAGUGAGAACUUACCUGACUUUACAGAGUGCUUAAGUGAAAUAAGUGCUAUUAUUGACAGUACAAAUAUCGCCUCUGUUUUUAUUUUAGGAGACUUUAAUGCACACCCACACACACUGUUUGGUAGGGAAUUAUUGAAAUUUUGUCAAGAUCAAAAAUGGUUGUGCGCUGAUAUUUUAAAAUUAGGUAUUAUGUCUGACACGUUCACAUUUGUUAGUGACGCACACGGAACUACACGUUGGCUCGAUCAUUGCGUUGUGACCGAGGCCGCUUGGCGUUCUGUUUCUGAUGUUAAUGUUCAUUACAAUUCCACAUGGUCUGAUCAUCUACCUCUUGAGAUUAAUUGUAACAUUAAUGUACUGCAACCUGUAUCUAGUGUUAAUUUAUCCAGCCUAAGCAAGGUGUUGUGGGGUGAUCGUAAUUGUAGCCAAAUAAAUCAUUACCACAGCCUAUGUCAAUCGCACUUUAAGAAUGUUAAUUUGCCAAUUGAAUUGAGUGACUGUCAUGAUAAAAUGUGUAAAGAUAUACAACACACGAUAAUUAUAGAUAAAAUGUAUUCUAAUAUUAUAAGUAUUAUGUCAGAAGCCGCGGUGGCCAGUCAUAUCUGUACGUCUGGUCAUCGUCAUCAUAGGAAGCGAGUGGUUGGCUGGAACAAACAUGUGCAUCCUCUGCAUCAAAAAGCCCGUUCUUUCUUUAAGGAAUGGUUGAUCUGUGGCCGGCCUAAUACCGGGCCUAUCUACAAUAACAUGGUUGAAUCACGUAAAGAGUUUAAGAAAAAACUGAAAUGGUGCCAAAAUAACGAGCAAAUGAUGAAAAUGGAUGUUCUGGCCUCACUACACGCUAAAAGGGAUUUCAAAAAUUUCUGGAAGCAAACUAACAAGUUGAACCAUAGAGCAGGAAUUCCUCUCAGUGUCGGUGACGCUACUGACGCCAUGAGCAUAGCUAACUUGUUUAGGGAUCAUUUUAGAGUUGAACCGUUAAGCCAGCGGCGGCAGGUGUCCAGCACUGAGAACCAUCCGUCUGUUUGUAAUCCGGUCCAAAUCACGGCGAUAGAAGUGGCGUCGGUAAUUAAAAACAUGGUAAGAGGUAAAUCCCCUGGAUAUGACGGUCUCAGUGUUGAGCAUCUGGUCAAUGCUGGCUCUCAUUUACCGCGAAUUUUAGCUAUGUUUUUCACACUAUGCAUUAGACACUCAUAUUUGCCGAAAGAUUGUAUUAAAACUGUGGUCGUGCCGAUACUUAAAAAUAAAACAGGCGACUCUUCGGAUAAGUCGAACUAUAGACCCAUCUCGUUGGCCACGAUAUUGGCGAAAGUGUUGGACGGUUUGCUGGACAGAUAUUUAUGCAAGCACCUAAAGUUGGACGAGGCACAGUUUGGCUUUAGAGCCGGUUCGUCUACCGAAACUGCUGUUUUUUGUCUAAAGCAAACGGUCCAAUAUUACACAAAGAGGAAAACCCCCGUAUAUGCCUGUUUUCUGGACCUAUCAAAGGCCUUCGAGAUGGUGUCGUAUGAUCUCCUUUGGCAGAAGUUAAGGAAUAAAACGGAGCUUCCAGAGGAGUUAAUUGGUCUUUUUGAGUAUUGGUAUGGCCACCAGAUUAAUGCGGUGAGGUGGAAUAACGUGUUCUCUGAACCGUAUGGGUUGGAGUGCGGAGUGAGACAGGGGGGGUUGACGUCUCCUCGGCUCUUUAACCUUUAUGUGGAUGAGCUGAUUGGGGGGCUCAAUAGAACUGGUGUCGGCUGCUCGAUUGACGGUAAAUUUGUCAACAAUUUAAGUUACGCGGACGACAUGGUUUUGUUGGCUCCCUCAAUCAGUGCGUUACGGAAACUUUUAGAAAAGUGUGAAGAAUUUGCCGUGGCCCACGGGCUCAGAUAUAAUGUUAAGAAGAGUAACCUUUUAGUGUUUCAAUCUCGUGGUUUUAGAGUUGACACAGUACCGCCGGUGUUUCUCGACCAUACACCAUUACAGAGGGUCUCUCAAUACAAGUAUCUGGGCCACUGGGUCACGGAUGAACUCGUGGAUGACGCCGACAUUGAGAGGGAGAGGAGGGCGUUGGCCGUCAGGGGUAACAUGCUGGCCCGUAGGUUUGCACGCUGCUCUCGCGAAGUAAAGGUGAGUCUUUUUAAAGCAUUUUGCCAAUCCUUUUACACGUGCAGCCUAUGGGUUAGUUACACCCAGAGGGCGAUCAAUACCCUCCGGGUUCAGUAUAAUAAUAUGUUUAGGAUGUUGCUGGGGUUGCCGAGAUACUGCAGUGCGUCAGGAAUGUUUGCGGAGGCGCGCACUGACGGAUUCCACGCAAUCAUGCGAAAAAGAGCAGCAUCCAUGAUGCGCCGUGUCCGGCAAUCGUCCAGCAGCAUCCUAGCUGUCUUCGUGGACAGAUGGGACAGCAAUGUCUUGAGACAUUGGGUCAAAAUCCAUGUCUCAAGCAGGUUGUAAAAGGAAAUAAGAUUGUUUUUAAUAUUAAAUAGAAUUAUAAUACUAACAUAGUUUUUAAGGCAAUUUUACUAACAAAUAUAUGGAUAUUAAAUUAAUCUGAAAUAAAUGA